AUGUCAUAAUUCAUAGAUUAAGAAAUAAAUGGUUAUAGAGUGUAAAAAGCAAUAGGCGAGGGCAAGUUCUCAACAGUCUACAAGGCAAUGAAUUAGGAAGGCAAUGUGAUUGCUCUAAAGAAGAUUAAAGUAAGAAAUGUUUGCAAAUAAGAUAUUUGAUAUGAUGGAUCCUAAGCAUAGAGAGAAAUGUUUGAAGGAAGUGAAGCUGAUGUAGCCUUUGGAUCAUGAGAACAUUAUUAAAUAUCUGGAUUCGUUCUUGUAUAAUAAUGAAUUGAUAAUUGCCACUGAAUGGGCAGAAAGGGGAGAUUUAAAAAAGCUAAUCAAAAGCGCUUAAGCAGAUGACACUCCAUUUGAAGAGGUUUAAUUGUGGAAUUACAUAUUACAAAUAGCAAGUGCUCUGUCACACAUGCAUGAAAAAAGAAUUAUGCAUAGAGAUUUAAAACCUGCUAAUAUUUUCAUUGGGGGAGAUGGCACCUUGAAAGUAGGAGAUCUGGGAUUAGGCAGAAUCUUUUCAUCAGAAACCAUAGAAGCAUAUUCUAAAGUUGGGACACCCUUAUACAUGUCACCAGAGGUAAAUGUUCAAUUAAAAAGAAGAGCUCCUCCAUGGAGAAGGGUAUGAUAUGAAAUCAGACAUCUGGUCAUUAGGAUGUAUUGCAUAUGAGAUGGCUGAAUUCAAGAGUCCCUUUAAACAGAGUGAGAAAAUGUCAUUAGUAGAUUUAUUCAAUAAUAUUACUAAAGGUGAGUUCAAACCUGUGUCUAAUCGCUAUAGUCAUUAGUUGCGAACUGUUAUUGAAGGCAUGAUUGUGGUUGAUCCUUCAAAAAGAUUAGACGCAAACACCAUAUUGCAAAAAGCUAAAGAGAUGUUCUCAUCCCAUUCUGAUACUAAGAGAACUCCUCAAAUUAUUAAUGUGUUAGUUAUGGAGGUAAAUAUUGUUAUUAAAAUAAAGGACAUUUAUGAAAAAUUAUCUUUGGUGUAAUAUCAUUAAAAUUUCUGUGUUCCUUUGAAAAAGAAACCAAUUUCCAAAUAUUUCUUCUCUUUAGAUGAAAGUGUGAACUCCUCAUAUAGAUUCUACUAUUUUGUUGAUUUAUGUUAUUGGUUAAUGAAUUUACCAAAGUAGAAGAAGAAUAAAUUGGCACAACCUAUUAAAUAUGGCAAUAAUAUAGAAGAUACUGCUAGAAAACUAUUACAAGACAUCAAAGCAUGGGGUAUCAAACUACCUGAAUAACUUGGAUCUCCUCAUAUUUCCUCUGGCUUUGGAGACAUGGUUUGUUUUAUCCUCAAUGAUCUACUCAAUAGGGAAUUGAUACGAGUCAAUUUUAAAUUUGAAUAACCAUAAUUUGGUGGUGAUUUAAGUAAUUCACAGGUCUUAAGUCACCAUAUCUAAUAUGAUGAAUAAGAUUUCCCUGAAGAACUAAUGGAAGAGGAUCAGGAUGAAGUGGAAAAUGAUGAACUCACACAGAGUAUACUAUUUUAUCAAAAGAAAUUCAAAACGGAAUAACCAGACUUCAAUUAGGUUCCCCAAGAUAGAUAAAUUAUCUAAACUAAAAUUGCACAAAAUGAAUGGACUAAUGAAUAUAAUAGAGUCGAAAAAGAACUCAACAUUUUUGAAAUCAAUCUCAAAGAAAAUAAGUCAUAUCUAAAGGAUUAUCAAAGAUCUAUGAACCUUGUGAAGAAAUGCUCAAAGGUAAAUUGUUUACGAAUAGCAAUAGCAAUUAACUAUCGUAUCGUAGUACUUCAAAUCAAAUGAAGUUUAAGAUAUCCAAUAAUAAUGGAUUAAUUAUCUCGAAAUAAUACCUAAAUUGGAGACUCAACUAACCAAUUAAAUCUAACCUGAACUUAAAGAGAUUUUAUAAAACAAUAGACAAUCUAUAUCAUAAUUUGAAAUCUAAAUUAAUACUCUAAGCAAAUCAAAUUCUUCAAAAUUAGAACUUGAUUAACAAUUACAUUAAAAUAUAGUUGGUAUCCAAUCUAAAAUCCCUACCCUUAGUGAUAAUAGACCUAGAUAAAGGUUGAUUAUCAAUUAGUUAAAAGUAUUAAUUCAAUUUCAUUAUGAUAGAACGAUAUCAAAGAUAUGAAUGUUAAAAUUGGUAUUUUAUAGACCCAAUUGACUAAAUCAUAUUCCUACAGCAAUGGAUAACUAUCAGAUGAGGAAGACUUUUGA
Molecule: messenger RNA, 2162 nt
Organism: Paramecium octaurelia
Lineage: Eukaryota; Ciliophora; Oligohymenophorea; Peniculida; Parameciidae
Source: the annotation of a GenBank genome assembly